AUGAAAGGUUCGACGGGAGCCAGAAUGCAUGCUGCUGUGCCCCGGCUUUCUCUUCUAACUACGUGUGGCUGCACAAGUGACAAAGAAGACAACCUUAAGACGUGCCUCGUCCUAGGUAUCCUUCACGUGUGUUUUCGAGGGGACCAAAGUCAAGUAAAUCUCUUGCUCUCGACCCAGAAGCUCCUGUUCCAGGUCGCGGAGCUACAAUUUACUCCGGAGAAGCACGCGUCUCUGCUGCUUUUCGUCGAGAUUAAGGUCAAGAAGAGGGAAAAGGUCCCCGCGAAGGUGGCUGUCUUCUGGUCCUACAAAGUGGCUCCCUCCAACAGAAAAUUUCUUCGACACUGGGGCAGAAUAAUAACCAGAAGCGUAACAGUCAGCACCUUGUUCAGCGGAAUUGCCGGUAAGGUUGCUCGGGUACGGAAAAAGUAUCCAUAA
Messenger RNA from Coccidioides immitis RS, 435 nucleotides. RefSeq lists its product as uncharacterized. Lineage: Eukaryota; Fungi; Ascomycota; Eurotiomycetes; Onygenales; Onygenaceae. The record is from RefSeq and is a predicted model, not a curated record. The transcript has 2 exons. The coding region runs from base 1 to 435 and encodes 144 amino acids.